Messenger RNA from Centrocercus urophasianus (Greater sage-grouse), 5927 nucleotides. It is a transcript of the gene MTMR3, whose product is annotated as myotubularin related protein 3. The transcript is spliced from 22 exons. Lineage: Eukaryota; Metazoa; Chordata; Aves; Galliformes; Phasianidae. Gene Ontology annotation, biological process: dephosphorylation; regulation of autophagy. Bases 408 to 4001 code for a protein of 1197 amino acids. The record is from RefSeq and is a predicted model, not a curated record. Gene Ontology annotation, molecular function: protein phosphatase binding; phosphatidylinositol-3-phosphate phosphatase activity; phosphatidylinositol-3,5-bisphosphate 3-phosphatase activity.
UGUGGUGAAAAGCGGUGGCGGCAGCCAGGAGCCCGGCGACCCCGGCCCAAGGCAGGAGGCCGCGCCCCGGGACGGGGUGAGGGGGCUCCGCGCCAUGCCCGGCCCCGAGUCCCGUUCUUCUGGUGGGAUCUGAGCAGAUGUUGCCCUUCUCUGUUGCCAAUGUGAAGUAUUGGAAGAGUAACGCCUGAAACUGUUUGGGGCAAAGAGGACUUUUAGCAUCUCUCCUUUGAGUGAAUCCUGUGAGGGCAGAAUACAGUUCCAGGUGAUCGCACUCUACUGUUAGUAUCUAUCAUCCUGAACACACGAGGAACCAUGAAGAAAGGCCAAAAAAGAUUUUAAUAAGUGAAGACGAGCCUCAAAGUACUGUGAGUAAAGACGAGGAUUUCUCCUCCUACCCAGGGCCUGUCAUGGAUGAAGAGACUCAGCACAGCCUUGAAUGCAUCCAAGCUAAUCAGAUUUUUCCCAGGAAGCAGCUGAUCCGAGAGGAUGAGAACCUUCAGGUCCCGUUCAUUGAACUCCAUGGUGAGAGCACAGAGUAUGUAGGACGAGCAGAGGAUGCCAUCAUUGCACUUUCUAAUUACAGACUUCACAUCAAAUUCAAGGAGUCUGUUGUGAACGUUCCGUUGCAGCUUAUAGAAAGUGUUGAGUGUCGUGAUAUAUUUCAACUUCAUUUGACUUGCAAAGACUGCAAGGUUAUAAGGUGUCAGUUUUCUACUUUUGAGCAGUGUCAAGACUGGCUUAAGCGUCUGAACAAUGCCAUCCGCCCUCCUUCCAAGAUAGAAGACCUGUUCUCAUUUGCCUACCACGCCUGGUGUAUGGAGGUGUAUGCCAGUGAAAAGGAGCAGCACGGGGAUUUGUGUCGGCCAGGAGAACAUGUAACUUCAAGGUUUAAAAAUGAAGUGGAGAGGAUGGGUUUUGAUAUGAACAAUGCCUGGAGGAUUUCCAACAUCAAUGAGAAGUACAAGCUCUGUGGCAGCUACCCCCAGGAGAUUAUAGUUCCUGCCUGGAUCACGGAUAAAGAGCUGGAGAGUGUGGCAAGCUUUCGAUCUUGGAAGCGCAUCCCUGCUGUUGUGUACAGGCACCAGAGCAAUGGAGCAGUCAUUUCCCGCUGUGGACAACCUGAGGUCAGUUGGUGGGGCUGGAGGAAUGCAGACGAUGAGCACCUUGUCCAGUCUGUAGCCAAAGCCUGUGCCUCGGAUUCAAGGUCCAACAGUAACAAACUAAUGAAUGGGAAUUGUUCAAGAGAUUUCUCCAAUGGAGCAGACCUCUCUGAUGUGGAAUUUGAUUCCUCCAUCUCUAACGCCUCGGGAGCAGAGAGUUUGGCAAUACAGCCUCAGAAGCUGUUGAUCUUAGACGCACGGUCCUAUGCAGCAGCUGUGGCUAACAGAGCCAAGGGUGGAGGCUGUGAGUGCCCAGAGUAUUACCCGAACUGUGAAGUAGUGUUCAUGGGAAUGGCAAACAUCCAUUCUAUCCGGAAGAGCUUUCAGUCCCUGCGUCUGCUCUGCACACAGAUGCCAGAUCCAGGAAAUUGGCUGUCAGCUCUGGAGAGCACCAAAUGGCUGCAGCACUUAUCUGUGCUUCUGAAAUCUGCACUGCUUGUGGUCCAUGCUGUGGACCGAGACCAGCGACCUGUCUUGGUGCACUGCUCCGAUGGCUGGGACCGAACCCCCCAGAUCGUGGCUCUGGCCAAACUGCUGCUAGAUCCCUACUACAGGACCACAGAGGGUUUCCAGGUGCUGGUGGAGAUGGAGUGGCUGGAUUUCGGCCACAAGUUUGCCGAUCGCUGUGGCCAUGGUGAGAAUUCGGAUGACCUCAAUGAGCGCUGCCCGGUGUUUCUGCAGUGGCUGGACUGCGUCCAUCAGCUCCAGAGGCAGUUCCCCUGCUCUUUCGAGUUUAACGAAGCAUUCCUUGUCAAAUUGGUGCAGCACACCUACUCUUGCCUCUUUGGUACAUUCCUGUGCAACAAUGCGAAAGAAAGAGGAGAAAAACACACUCAGGAACGGACCUGUUCUGUCUGGUCUUUGCUGCGGGCAGCAAACAAAGCCUUCAAGAAUCUGCUCUACUCCUCCCAGUCAGAAUCUGUGCUGUACCCAGUGUGCCAUGUGCGUAAUUUAAUGCUCUGGAGUGCUGUUUACCUGCCCUGUUCUUCCCCCUCUACGCCUGCUGAUGACACCUGUGCCCCAUACCCUGUUCCAGGCUCUAGCCCUGAAGAUCAGCCCCUGGGCAGGUUACCAAAGACAAGAUCCUUUGACAAUCUGACGACAGCCUGUGACAGCAGCGUGCCUACGACCAACCGGCGCAGCAGCGACCCCAGCCUGAAUGAGAAGUGGCAGGAGCACCGCAGGUCCCUGGAGCUGAGCAGCCUUGGGAACCCUGGGGAUGAUCCGUUUGAUGGGGAUGGCCUGAGCAAGCAGGGCAGAGCUCUGAUGGGAGCGGAGCUCUCCGUAGCAGCUGGCGUGGCGGAGGGGCAGAUGGAGAACAUUUUGCAGGAGGCCACUAAAGAGGAGGUCGGUGUGGAGGAGCACUCGAGGGGCAGCCUAGAGACUGCAGGUAAAGGGGAUGAGAUUGCCUUGCAUGUGGAGAAGAGAACUGAAAAUCUACACGGCUAUGUCAGUGAACUGUGUGAACAGGCUGAGGACAAAGGUAUGGCAAUGAACAAUCCACGUCCGCUUGCACAAGGUGCUUGUGAGCUUAAAGGACGCCAGGAGGAGCACGCUGAUCUCAGUAACACUAUCCAGAAGUUACCUCAGGUGAAAGGACUGCAGACUGUUCCUUUGGAGAGCUUUGUAAAUAGAGACACUCAGAAGAAUGUGGAGGAAGGUGUGGGCAAGCCUGAAGGAGAGGGAGAGAGCCUGCACAGCGUAUCACAUGCCGGCCUUCUGUUCCCUCUGACGAGCCUGCAGGAGGUGAGAACAUCCAACAUCGAGAGUUCCACAGAGACCUUAACAGAGAAUGAAGCCAAGCAAGAGCUGAUUCCCAAGGAUCCGUGCCACAGAGCCCAUCUGAUGGACAACAGUGCUGACGAGCUUUCGCGACUUACUGAAAACAGGCCGGAGGGGGAGAGCGUGAUAGAGCUUCAGAAACUGGGCACAAAAGUGCACAGGACUGCUGGCAGGGGCAGCGCGCGCAUCCCGAUGCCUUCCCCUUGUGCCUUGCCUUUAGGUGAAUGUAAAGACGAGGUGGUGUGCAAUGGAGAGCUGGAGCCUGAGAACAAGGCGGCGGAGAAGCCUGCAGGGCUCGGCGUGGUGCAGAAAUACCAGGCGACAAACGGGCACUGUGUGAACGGGGAGGACGGCAGGAUGAAGAUCUCUCUGAGCCGGCAGGUCUCGGCGGCGAGCUGCGGCUCUGCGCAGUUUCACUUCAGGAACCUGCACCAGAAAUGGAUGAUGGCUCAUCUCGGGAAGCAGCAGGCGGCCGGCAGCCCAGACCAACCUGCCAGGAGCCACCUGGAUGACGACGGGAUGCCUGUGUACAGCGAUGUCAUCCAGCAGCGCCUGCGCCAGAUUGAGACUGGGCAUCAGCAGGAGGUGGAGACCUUGAAGAAGCAGCUCCAGGAGCUGAAAAGCCGGCUGGAGAGCCAGUUCCUGAACAGCUCCCUGCGUCUCAACGGCGAUUACGGGGACGAGGUGACUUCAAUACCCGACUCGGAAAGCAAUCUGGAUCAGAACUGCUUGUCUCACUGCAGCACAGAGAUUUUCUCUGAAGCCAGCUGGGAGCAGGUGGACAAACAGGACACAGAGGUGACACGAUGGCUCCCCGACCACCUGGCCGCUCACUGCUACGGCUGCGACAGCGCCUUCUGGCUCGCCAGCAGGAAGCACCACUGCAGGAAUUGCGGAAACGUGUUCUGCUCCAGCUGCUGUAACCAGAAGGUGCCGGUUCCCAGCCAGCAGCUCUUUGAGCCCAGCAGAGUCUGCAAAUCGUGCUACAGCAGCUUGCACCCGAGCAGCGCCAGCCUGGAUCUUGAACUGGACAAACCCAUCACUGCCACGUCAAACUAAAGGCCCGGCCGGGAGGCGGCGCCCCUCCGUGGCAGAGGUGUGUGAUCCUGUGACCCCAGUGGGCCGAGACCGGAAGGACGAGGGGCGAGGAGCUGCUCAGCGGGACGGAGCUCACCGUGCUGCUGCAGUGCGGGCAUCUCCUCUUCCAGCCGUUCCCUUUCCUUUCUGUCCUCUCCGUGUGUGUGCGUGUACGCGCCUGUGUGUGUGUGUAUAUAAUAAUAUAUAUGUUUGCUUGUUUGCUGGAAGGUCGUACAGGCGGGAAGGGAGCUGGCACCAGAACCAGGUCUCCCUUUUGUAUUUCACUGUCCCACUGCUGAACUGCGUUGCAGACAAUUUGGUGGAGGAAAGGAGACGAGGGGAAUCGGCGCAGGCGGUGCGCGAGGUGAAUCGCUGCAGCCCCAGCGCCGGUGCUUUCAAUCACUCCUGUUACUUCCAAACAAGAAACUGCUGUUUGGGAACUUGUUGCUGCUAGAAGAAGUGGGAAUCUCUUUCCCAAGAGAGCACUCUGCCUCUCUGUUCUUAGAGUGCGUGAAGGGGAUCGCGGGUUGUGCUGCCGCAGCCCCGUGCUGCUGGCUGGGCACAGCUGGGCAGUGCUGGCUGCAGGAGCUGCGGGUGCUGGUGAGAGGUGAGGAGGGGCUGAGGGUGGUGUCACACCGACGCCUCUAUCUGAAGGAGUGUAAUUGCAAUUCCUUAUUUAAAACCGAGUGGGGAAGGAGCAGCCCUCUGAUUUGUGUCCCUGUCCCACCGUAGGCCGCUUUGCUCGGCGCAGAGCUCCUUAUCUGCACUUUGGGGAGGGCGCUCAGAGCAGCAGCACUUCCAGCUGUGCUGCGCUGCACUGCUGCUGCAUUUGGUCCCUGAGGAACGCGCUGUGCCCAGCCUUCUGCCACGGCUGCUCCUUUUCCAGUGUGCUCCAGACAGGGAGGAGCUGCCUGAGGGUUCUAGCAGGGCUCUCGCAGUACAUCGCGAUUCCCCUCCUUCUGCCCCAGCCUGGGUUGCUUUCCGAGUCACCUCAAUCAGGUGUGGAUCUCCUCAGUGUCCGUUCUCACUGAGCGUUAGGCCCUCAGCCCCUUCUCCCUUGUGGCAGAGCAGUGUUGCUCGGUGCAGCCGGGCAGCAGGGAUGCAGCUGGCCACGUCGUGCUCUGCAGCGUUUGCCUGGCCCGGCUCGCACCUCCUGCACUGCUCUGCAGGAUAAAACAAUCCUGUUGAGUACCUGAGAGCUGAAAGAAAUAACGAACAAUCCUUGGGAAGGGAGCGCUGCCCUUCCCUGCAGCGUCACAAUCUGCUCUGCAGUGUCAGACAGAGGCCAUCUCGUGAAGUCUGGUGGGGAAAGAAGUGACACAGAGCUUCCCGUGCCGGCGUUGCUGCUCUCUGAGCUGAGGUGUGGGGGCAGAAAUGGAGGCGUGGGGGCAGAAAUGGAGGCGUGGGGGCUGUGCUGGCACAGGAAGGGGCCUGGGAGCAGCAGGAGAGAAAAGCAAAGAAAAAGCUGGGUUCUGCCAUGGCAUUUUUGUCUGUUUUCUCCUGACCUGAGGGCGCUGUGCGGGCAGAGCUGGGGCUGCUGCGGUUGGAUGUUGGAUGUGGAGCAGAGGCUGUGAGACGACAGCGACGUGCGGCGCGUCAGAAACACGCGUGGGUUCUGCAGUUGUAAGGACAGGUGCCAAGAGGUUUGAUACGGGUUUCUGGGCUCUGUGAUGUACAGUGUGAAUAAAUGCUUGCAGCUCUUAGUCUUUUUUUGAUCGACGAAGCACUUUUUUAUUAAUAUUAUUUUUUCUUUGUAUGUAAAGGAGGAAGCAGUAUCUCUCCAUAGCUGUACAUAUAACCUGUCUCUCCUGCAGAGAGUAAAGUGCUCCUAUAUUUUUCAUUUUUGUCAAAGCGAGAAGUAAAUACUUUAGAAUUGUUAAAUAUAUAAAUAAAAGUGAAUAAAGUUUA